AUGUGGAGCCUAGAAAAAGAGCAACUAUUAAGGAAGAAAGGAAUAGAUCUUGAUAUAUAUGUUAGUAAUUUUCUAAUAGAAAUGAUUGAAUUACUUAAAGAUGAUCUUAAAAAGGCAUAUGUAAUGAUGGUAUUAGGGUCAUGUAUUUUUGCUUUCGAUAACAUCAUAGCUUAUAAAGCUUUUGCUGAGAAUGCUUUUGUAUCCUCAAAAAUGAACCUUUUUCUAGAUGGUUUUGUUCCAAAAAUGUGA
This is a messenger RNA of Cetraspora pellucida, 249 nucleotides long. Lineage: Eukaryota; Fungi; Glomeromycota; Glomeromycetes; Diversisporales; Gigasporaceae. The record is from the annotation of a GenBank genome assembly.